GCAUGAGUUUUCAUACCAACAUUCAUUACUCGUAGGUUUUUUAAUUGAUUGAAAGCAAAUCAAGAAACAAAAUGUCAGGAACUAUCAACAAGGUUAAGGAGACUCUCCACAUGGGAGGGCAGAAGAAGGAGGGCGAGCAGAAAGGGCUGUAUCAGGGAGAAGCUCACAAGGUGGAGCAGCACCACGGCGUAUGCAAGCCUGAACACGGGGAGCACAAAGAGGGACUGGUGCAGAAAAUCAAGAACAAGGUCCCUGGCCAAGGUGAUGGCGUGAAGCAGCAGCACGGCGUAUGUAAGCCUGAACACGGCGAGCACAAAGAGGGACUGGUGGAGAAGAUCAAAGACAAGGUCCCUGGCCAAGGUGAUCAACAUGGACAUGGCAUGCAGCAGCACCGCGGCGAAUACGGGCCUGAAUACGGGGAGCACAAAGAGGGACUGGUGGAGAAGAUCAAGGACAAGCUCCCUGGCCAAGGUGAUCAACAUGGACAGGGCGUGCAGCAGCACCACGGCGAAUACAGGCCUGAAUACGGGGAGCACAAAGAGGGACUGGUGGAGAAGAUCAAGGACAAGCUCCCUGGCCAAGGUGAUCAACAUGGACAUGGCGUGCAGCAGCACCGCGGCGAAAACAGGCCUGAAUACGGGGAGCACAAAGAGGGAAUGGUGGAGCAGAUCAAGGACAAGGUCCAUGGCCAAGGUGAUCAAUAUGGAUAUGGCGUAGAGAAGAAGCACCAGGAUGGCCACAUCAGCAGCCGUGACAACUAUUAAACAUCCCAAUAUAGGUGAAUGGGGUUAGCGAGAGGUUAUUUAUGUUUUUGGUUUGGUUAUGGUGUAAUAUCCAUGGUGAAUGGAGAUCCCAAGUAUUAUAUAAUAAAAUCCCUCUCUGUUGUGUACAAUACUUUCAAUGCCAUAUGCUACUUUUUUAGAAUAAA
This is a messenger RNA of Pistacia vera, 928 nucleotides long. RefSeq names its product dehydrin DHN1-like. Gene Ontology annotation, molecular function: metal ion binding. Bases 72 to 764 code for a protein of 230 amino acids. Gene Ontology annotation, biological process: response to water. The transcript is spliced from 2 exons. The record is from RefSeq and is a predicted model, not a curated record. NCBI's taxonomy places the organism in Eukaryota, Viridiplantae, Streptophyta, Magnoliopsida, Sapindales, Anacardiaceae.